Messenger RNA from Didymella exigua CBS 183.55, 736 nucleotides. RefSeq lists its product as uncharacterized. Lineage: Eukaryota; Fungi; Ascomycota; Dothideomycetes; Pleosporales; Didymellaceae. The coding region runs from base 296 to 469 and encodes 57 amino acids. The record is from RefSeq and is a predicted model, not a curated record. The transcript is spliced from 3 exons.
AGAGGCGCCUUAAGCCACUUGGGGUUCAGCCUAGUGAUAGGGAGUGGGUGACGUUAAUUGCUGCUAUCAACGCCACAGGGCCUAGUAUUAUAACCCUUAGGAUUAGAGAAUAGGGGUUAGUAAUAAUAGAUAGACAACAAAUGAGCUUAGGCUUGCCUAGCUACAGCACUUUAUUAAGCACACAGAGGUUAAGAAAGUAGGUGGUUACAGACUACUAAUUCUUGAUGGCCACGAGAGCCACAAGUCACUCGCCUUCCAGGAUCUUUGUGAGGAGAACAAUAUCAUCACCCUCUGUAUGCCCCCUUACACCUCACACAUCCUUCAGCUGCUUGAUGCCUUCUUAAAGGACAAUAUCCUAUCAAGCUUUAGAGUAACUAGCUUAGUUCUAGAUAACCUAGAGGUGGUGCUAUUAAGGCUUGAAGUAAAGCCUUGUACACUAACACUACCUUUACCCAGGAGUACCCCUUAGCAGCCUAAAACACCAAGCAACGCCUAGGAAAUAGAGGCUUAAACAACGCUAAUUCUUAAGAGGAUAAGGGACUAUAGGAGUUCCUCACCUAAGUCUAUUCUUAAGAUAGUGCUGCAGGUUAAAAAGGGGUUAACUUUAAAGGUACACUUACACACGUUGCUUGAAGCUUAGAUAGAUAGUCUUGAGCAAGCAAAUUAGGCUGCUUCUGAGCGUAAAAAGCGUAAGAAGAAGCAAAUAUAGAAGGGGGGGACUCUAUUACAGGUAGAA